Ciona intestinalis (vase tunicate) is the source of this 1107-nucleotide messenger RNA. RefSeq names its product heparan sulfate glucosamine 3-O-sulfotransferase 2-like. The record is from RefSeq and is a predicted model, not a curated record. Gene Ontology annotation, molecular function: [heparan sulfate]-glucosamine 3-sulfotransferase activity. Lineage: Eukaryota; Metazoa; Chordata; Ascidiacea; Phlebobranchia; Cionidae.
AUGACCUCGUGAUGUAUUUCCGCUUAUUUUAUUACCAUGGAAGUAUAUAUAGCACGUUAUAUUUGCUGUAUAGCAUGUGAAUAGAUGGUGCAGUUCUAUAGAAAGUACGUUUAUCUCUGCGUUAGUCUAUCGUUGAUGCUUAUUUGUUUAUCGUUGACGGAAAAUGGGAAUCAAGCAUCUAUUAGUAUAAGCAAUGAUGGGUUGAGUGCAGGGUAUCAAUUUCCAGUCAUGCGAGGGAAGAGUAACAGCAAUGAAGCAAAGCCUCUUCGGGUUGGAUUUCUUGGUGUGGAAAAAUGCGGAACACAAGCGUUGUUUGAAUUUGCAAGACAACAUCCUUAUAUUUACUUUCUCACCGGGGAACAUAUUUGUAAACAUCCAUCUAACUUCAAGGACGAAUCAGCAAGUUUCAGGGACAAAUACAAGGUGAUUGCUUUCCGAGAUAACAGUUGUUGGAAAAAUCCUUCAGCAUUUGAUCGACACGUCAGUCUUCGUCCGCAUAAGAUUGUCAUCUUGCUUUGUGAUCCGGUGUUCAGGGCUUUCUCAAUGUAUAUGCAUCAUGUCGACUUUAAUCCGAAAGAUCGUGAAUACGGCAGUUUUGAUCAGUGUGUGUCCAACGAAAUAAACUACUUGGAUGGAAUAAAACUAAGAAUAUUACAAGGCAAGACGGUGAAGGGGAGCAAACGAAAAAGUAGCUUUGCUGAUUUUGUAAGCAAUGUACACGGAGGACCUUUGCCCAUAGUCAGCCUUGGUAUAUAUUCAUUGAGAUUAGGCGAAUUUCUCAAACGAUAUCAACGAAAAGAUGUCCUAAUUUUAAGUGGGGAGACUCUGUUGAAAGACCCUGGUUCUCUUAUGCUUGAAUUGCAAAGCUUUUUGGGCCUACAUCCUUACAUUACUCCUAAAAGCUUUUACGUAAACGCAAGCACAAAUCUGCACUGCAUGAAUUCGGUAUCUAAUCAGCGGGUCUGUCUGUAUAAAAAGAAAUCUCGCACAAGGGGUGAAAACAAACCAACCCCUGAGCCCACAGUCGUUGAAAAACUUAGUGAAUUCUAUCGACCUUUCAAUAAGCAGUUAUACGCCACCCUUAACCAGACAUUUGAUUGGGUUUGA